CCGUCACUAAAAACGAGGACUCCCUCAUCCCGGCAGGAAAAAAGGGGGAGAAAGAAGGCGUGUGCCGUGCAGGAAGAUGAUCAUGCAGCACAUCUAAUUCUUACAAAGAACACAACAACCGAGACGAGGCUGUGGACUUCUUGUGGUUUUCUGCCGCCGAUCUUGCCUGAAUUGAGGGAUUUGGUGGGAGCUGCAAGAUGUCUCGAGGUGUGAUGCAGCCCAGUCAGCAGAAGCUGGCGGAGAAACUCACCAUCCUCAAUGACCGCGGCGUCGGCAUGUUGACCCGCGUCUACAAUAUCAAGAAGGCAUGUGGCGACCCCAAGGCCAAGCCCUCCUAUCUGGUCGACAAAAACCUGGAGUCUGCGGUCAAGUUCAUCGUCCGGAAGUUCCCUGCAGUGGAGACACGCAAUAACAACCAACAGCUGUCUCAGCUGCAAAAAGAGAAGUCGGAGAUCCUGAAGAACCUGGCUCUCUACUACUUCACCUUUGUGGACGUGAUGGAGUUCAAGGACCACGUGUGCGAGCUGCUCAACACCAUCGACGCCUGCCAAGUCUUCUUUGACAUCACGGUGAACUUUGACCUGACCAAGAACUACCUGGACCUGGUGGUGACCUACACCACACUCAUGACCAUCCUGUCACGCAUAGAGGAGAGGAAAGCCAUCAUCGGACUGUACAACUACGCCCACGAGAUGACGCACGGGGCCAGUGACCGGGAGUAUCCCAGGCUGGGCCAGAUGAUUGUGGAUUAUGAGAACCCCCUGAAGAAGAUGAUGGAGGAGUUUGUCCCCCACGGGAAGUCCCUGUCAGACGCUCUCAUCAGCCUUCAGAUGGUUUACCCCAGAAGGAAUCUGUCGGCCGACCAGUGGAGGAACGCUCAGCUGCUCUCUCUGAUCUCCGCUCCCUCCACCAUGCUGAACCCUGCACAGUCCGACACAAUGCCCUGUGAAUAUUUAUCUCUGGAUGCAAUGGAGAAAUGGAUCGUUUUCGGCUUCAUCCUUUGUCACGCCGUGCUGAACAGCGAUGCAGCGGCGUUGUCCUUGUGGAAGCUGGCCCUGCAGAGCUCCACCUGCCUGUGUCUGUUCAGGGAUGAAGUCUUCCACAUCCACAAGGCUGCUGAGGACCUCUUUGUCAACAUCCGAGGGUACAACAAGCGCAUCAAUGACAUCAGAGAGUGCAAGGAGCAGGCUCUGUCUCAUGCAGGCUCCAUGCACCGAGAGAGGCGCAAAUUCCUCAGGUCCGCUCUCAAGGAGCUGGCCACCGUCUUAGCGGACCAGCCAGGGCUGUUGGGCCCAAAGGCGUUGUUUGUGUUCAUGGCAUUGUCGUUUGCCCGUGACGAGAUCAUCUGGUUGCUUCGACAUGCGGACAACAUCCAGAAGAAAAGCACAGAUGACUUCAUUGACAAACACCUUGCAGAGUUGAUCUUCUACAUGGAGGAGCUGAGAGCUCACGUCAGGAAGUACGGCCCAGUCAUGCAGCGAUACUACGUGCAGUACCUGUCGGGGUUUGAUGCCGUUGUUCUCAACGAGCUGGUGCAGAACCUGUCUGUGUGUCCGGAGGAUGAGUCCAUCAUCAUGUCUUCCUUUGUCAACACUAUGACCUCCCUCAGUGUCAAACAAGUGGAGGAUGGGGAGGUCUUUGACUUCAGGGGCAUGAGGCUCGACUGGUUCAGACUGCAGGCCUACACCAGCGUGUCCAAAGCUAGCCUGGGUAUCGCCGACCACAAGGAGCUGGGCAAAAUGAUGAACACCAUCAUCUUCCACACCAAGAUGGUGGACUCGCUUGUGGAGAUGCUGGUGGAGACGUCAGACCUCUCCAUAUUCUGCUUCUACAGUCGUGCUUUUGAAAAGAUGUUCCAGCAGUGCUUAGAGCUUCCCUCGCAGAGCCGUCACUCCAUCUGCUUCCCCUUGCUCUGCACACACUUCAUGUCCUGCACGCACGAGCUGUGUCCCGAAGAGCGUCAUCACAUAGGAGACCGCAGCUUGUCCUUGUGUAACAUGUUUUUGGAUGAGAUGGCCAAACAAGCCCGAAAUCUGAUCACUGAUAUCUGCACUGAACAAUGUACCCUCAGUGACCAGCUGCUUCCCAAACAUUGUGCCAAAACCAUCAGCCAGGCCGUGAACAAGAAGAGCAAGAAGGCGACUGGGAAGAAGGGUGAACCGGAGAGAGAGAAACCAGGAGUGGAGAGCAUGAGGAAGAACAGACUACUGGUCACAAAUUUGGACAAACUCCACACUGCACUAUCAGAACUCUGCUUCUCCAUCAACUACGUCCCCAACUUGGCAGUGUGGGAGCACACCUUCACGCCAAGAGAGUACCUGACCUCCCACCUGGAGAUCCGAUUUACCAAGUCCAUCGUGGGCAUGACCAUGUACAACCAGGCCACUCAAGAGAUCGCCAAGCCCAGCGAGCUGCUGACCAGUGUGCGGGCCUACAUGACUGUACUGCAGUCCAUCGAGAAUUACGUCACCAUUGACAUCACCAGGGUUUUCAACAACGUCCUCCUGCAGCAGACGCAGCACCUGGACAGCCACGGCGAGCCCACAAUCACCAGCCUGUACACCAACUGGUACUUGGAGACGUUGCUCCGUCAGGUCAGCAACGGACAUAUUGCUUACUUCCCUGCCAUGAAGGCCUUUGUCAACCUGCCCACGGAGAAUGAGCUCACCUUCAAUGCUGAGGAAUACUCUGACAUCUCUGAGAUGCGCUCCUUGUCGGAGCUUCUGGGUCCGUAUGGCAUGAAGUUCCUCAGUGAGAGUCUCAUGUGGCACAUUUCGUCACAGGUGGCAGAGCUGAAGAAACUGGUGGUGGAGAACAUGGAAGUUCUGACACAGAUGAGAACCAGCUUUGACAAACCAGACCACAUGGCGGCGCUGUUCAAGAAACUCACCUCUGUGGACAGUGUCCUCAAGAGGAUGACCAUCAUCGGAGUCAUCCUCUCAUUUCGCUCCCUGGCUCAGGAGGCGCUGAGAGAUGUCUUAUCUUGUCACAUUCCUUUCCUGGUCAGUUCAGUGGAAGAUUUCAAGGAUCACAUUCCCAGAGAGACAGACAUGAAGGUGGCCAUGAAUGUCUACGAGCUCUCCUCAGCUGCGGGCUUACCCUGUGAGAUCGACCCCGCCCUGGUGGUGGCGCUGUCCUCACAAAAGAGCGAGAACAUCAGUCCAGAGGAGGAGUACAAGAUUGCUUGUCUGCUGAUGGUCUUUGUGGCCGUUUCCUUGCCAACGCUGGCCUGCAACGUGAUGUCGCAGUACAGCCCCGCCAUCGAAGGCCACUGUAACAACAUCCACUGUCUGGCCAAAGCCAUCAACCAGAUCGCUGCUGCUCUCUUCACCAUCCACAAGGGAAGUAUUGAGGACCGCCUGAAAGAGUUCCUGGCUCUGGCCUCCUCCAGCCUCUUGAAGAUCGGCCAGGAGACGGACAAGAUGACCACUCGGAACCGAGAAUCUGUCUACCUGCUGCUUGACAUGAUCGUGCAGGAGUCUCCUUUCCUGACCAUGGACCUGCUGGAGUCCUGCUUCCCUUACGUCCUCCUGCGUAACGCCUAUCAUGCCGUCUACAAGCAGAGCAUCAGUGCCAACGCCUAAACACACACACACACACACACACACACACACACACACACUUUAAGCCUGACACCCUGUCACUAAACACACACACAACAUUUAGCAAAACAAAUACACAAGAAUACACUAUAACAUUACACACACAGUUUAAAUUCUAACAAAAUAAAUACACAAGAAUAGCUUGUAAUGUUACACACAUACACAGUGUUCCAAUAACAAAUACACAACAUGUUGUAGCGUUACACGCAUACAUAAUUUUACAAUUAACAAUAAGUACCCAAGAAUACAUUGUAACAUUACACACAGUGUUACAAUUAACACAAUAAGUGCACAAUAAUACAUUGUAACAUGACACACACAAUGUUAUAAUUAACUCAAGAAUACAUUGUAACAUUACACACAGUGUUACAAUUAACACAAUAAGUCCACAAUAGUACAUUGUAGCAUUGCACAUGCACACACUAAGUACACAAGAGUACAUAGUAACAUUACACACACAAGUACACAAGAGUACAUAGUAACAUUACACACACACAAGUACACAAGAGUACAUAGUAACAUUACACACACUAAGUACACAAGAGUACAUAGUAACAUUACACACAAGUACACAAGAGUACAUAGUAACAUUACACACAAGUACACAAGAGUACAUAGUAACAUUACACACACAAGUACACAAGAGUACAUGGUAACAUUACACACACAAUUACACAACAGUACAUAGUAACAUUACACACACUAAGUACACAAGAGUACAUAGUAACAUUACACACAAAUACACAAGAGUACAUAGUAAUAUUACACACAAGUACACUAGAGUACAUAGUAAUAUUACACACACAACAAGUACACAAGAGUACAUAGUAACAUUACACACACAAGUACACAAGAGUACAUAGUAACAUUACACACACACAAGUACACAAGAGUACAUAGUAACAUUACACACACUAAGUACACAAGAGUACAUAGUAACAUUACACACAAGUACACAAGAGUACAUAGUAACAUUACACACAAGUACACAAGAGUACAUAGUAACAUUACACACACAAGUACACAAGAGUACAUGGUAACAUUACACACACAAGUACACAACAGUACAUAGUAACAUUACACACACUAAGUACAAAAGAGUACAUAGUAACAUUACACACAAAUACACAAGAGUACAUAGUAAUAUUACACACAAGUACACUAGAGUACAUAGUAAUAUUACACACACAACAAGUACACAAGAGUACAUAGUAACAUUACACACACUAAGUACACAAGAGUACAUAGUAACAUUACACACAAGUACACAAGAGUACAUAGUAACAUUACACACACUAAGUACACAAGAGUACAUAGUAACAUUACACACACUAAGUACACAAGAGUACAUAGUAACAUUACACACACACUAAGUACACAAGAGUACAUAGUAACAUUACACACACUAAGUACACAAGAGUACAUAGUAACAUUACACACACUAAGUACACAAGAGUACAUAGUAACAUUACACACACACUAAGUACACAAGAGUACAUAGUAACAUUACACACACUAAGUACACAAGACUACAUAGUAACAUUACACACACACAAGAGUACAUAGUAACAUUACAAACACUAAGUACACAAGAGUACAUAGUAAUAUUACACACACUAAGUACACAAGAGUACAUAGUAACAUUACACACACUAAGUACACAAGAGUACAUAGUAACAGUACACACACACACACAAGUACACAAGAGUACAUAGUAACAUUACACACACAAGUACACAAGAGUACAUAGUAACAUUACACACACACACACAAGUACACAAGAGUACAUAGUAACAUUACACACACAAGUACACAAGAGUACAUAGUAACAUUACACACACACAAGUACACAAGAGUACAUAGUAACAUUACACACACUAAGUACACAAGAGUACAUAGUAAUAUUACACACACUAAGUACACAAGAGUACAUAGUAACAUUACACACACUAAGUACACAAGAGUACAUAGUAACAGUACACACACACACACAAGUACACAAGAGUACAUAGUAACAUUACACACACACACACAAGUACACAAGAGUACAUAGUAACAUUACACACACUAAGUACACAAGAGUACAUAGUAACAUUACACACAAAUACACAAGAGUACAUAGUAAUAUUACACACAAGUACACUAGAGUACAUAGUAAUAUUACACACACAACAAGUACACAAGAGUACAUAGUAAUAUUACACACACAACAAGUACACAAGAGUACAUAGUAACAUUACACACACAAGUACACAAGAGUACAUAGUAACAUUACACACACACAAGUACACAAGAGUACAUAGUAACAUUACACACACUAAGUACACAAGAGUACAUAGUAACAUUACACACAAGUACACAAGAGUACAUAGUAACAUUACACACAAGUACACAAGAGUACAUAGUAACAUUACACACACAAGUACACAAGAGUACAUGGUAACAUUACACACACAAGUACACAACAGUACAUAGUAACAUUACACACACUAAGUACAAAAGAGUACAUAGUAACAUUACACACAAAUACACAAGAGUACAUAGUAAUAUUACACACAAGUACACUAGAGUACAUAGUAAUAUUACACACACAACAAGUACACAAGAGUACAUAGUAACAUUACACACACUAAGUACACAAGAGUACAUAGUAACAUUACACACAAGUACACAAGAGUACAUAGUAACAUUACACACACUAAGUACACAAGAGUACAUAGUAACAUUACACACACUAAGUACACAAGAGUACAUAGUAACAUUACACACACUAAGUACACAAGAGUACAUAGUAACAUUACACACACACUAAGUACACAAGAGUACAUAGUAACAUUACACACACUAAGUACACAAGAGUACAUAGUAACAUUACACACACUAAGUACACAAGAGUACAUAGUAACAUUACACACACACUAAGUACACAAGAGUACAUAGUAACAUUACACACACUAAGUACACAAGACUACAUAGUAACAUUACACACACACAAGAGUACAUAGUAACAUUACAAACACUAAGUACACAAGAGUACAUAGUAAUAUUACACACACAAGUACACAAGAGUACAUAGUAACAUUACACACACACACACAAGUACACAAGAGUACAUAGUAACAUUACACACACUAAGUACACAAGAGUACAUAGUAACAUUACACACAAAUACACAAGAGUACAUAGUAAUAUUACACACAAGUACACUAGAGUACAUAGUAAUAUUACACACACAACAAGUACACAAGAGUACAUAGUAAUAUUACACACACAACAAGUACACAAGAGUACAUAGUAACAUUACACACACAAGUACACAAGAGUACAUAGUAACAUUACACACACACAAGUACACAAGAGUACAUAGUAACAUUACACACACUAAGUACACAAGAGUACAUAGUAACAUUACACACAAGUACACAAGAGUACAUAGUAACAUUACACACAAGUACACAAGAGUACAUAGUAACAUUACACACACAAGUACACAAGAGUACAUGGUAACAUUACACACACAAGUACACAACAGUACAUAGUAACAUUACACACACUAAGUACAAAAGAGUACAUAGUAACAUUACACACAAAUACACAAGAGUACAUAGUAAUAUUACACACAAGUACACUAGAGUACAUAGUAAUAUUACACACACAACAAGUACACAAGAGUACAUAGUAACAUUACACACACUAAGUACACAAGAGUACAUAGUAACAUUACACACAAGUACACAAGAGUACAUAGUAACAUUACACACACUAAGUACACAAGAGUACAUAGUAACAUUACACACACUAAGUACACAAGAGUACAUAGUAACAUUACACACACACUAAGUACACAAGAGUACAUAGUAACAUUACACACACUAAGUACACAAGAGUACAUAGUAACAUUACACACACUAAGUACACAAGAGUACAUAGUAACAUUACACACACACUAAGUACACAAGAGUACAUAGUAACAUUACACACACUAAGUACACAAGACUACAUAGUAACAUUACACACACACAAGAGUACAUAGUAACAUUACAAACACUAAGUACACAAGAGUACAUAGUAAUAUUACACACACUAAGUACACAAGAGUACAUAGUAACAUUACACACACUAAGUACACAAGAGUACAUAGUAACAGUACACACACACACACAAGUACACAAGAGUACAUAGUAACAUUACACACACAAGUACACAAGAGUACAUAGUAACAUUACACACACACACACAAGUACACAAGAGUACAUAGUAACAUUACACACACAAGUACACAAGAGUACAUAGUAACAUUACACACACACAAGUACACAAGAGUACAUAGUAACAUUACACACACUAAGUACACAAGAGUACAUAGUAAUAUUACACACACUAAGUACACAAGAGUACAUAGUAACAUUACACACACUAAGUACACAAGAGUACAUAGUAACAGUACACACACACACACAAGUACACAAGAGUACAUAGUAACAUUACACACACACACACAAGUACACAAGAGUACAUAGUAACAUUACACACACAAGUACACAAGAGUACAUAGUAACAUUACACACACUAAGUACACAAGAGUACAUAGUAACAGUACACACACACACACAAGUACACAAGAGUACAUAGUAACAUUACACACACAAGUACACAAGAGUACAUAGUAACAUUACACACACACAAGUACACAAGAGUACAUAGUAACAUUACACACACACAAGUACACAAGAGUACAUAGUAACAUUACACACACUAAGUACACAAGAGUACAUAGUAACAGUACACACACACAAGUACACAAGAGUACAUAGUAACAUUACACACACUAAGUACACAAGAGUACAUAGUAACAUUACACACACUAAGUACACAAGAGUACAUAGUAACAUUACACACACACAAAAGUACACAAGAGUACAUAGUAACAAUACACACACUAAGUACACAAGAGUACAUAGUAACAUUACACACACUAAGUACACAAGAGUACAUUGUAACAUUACACACACUAAGUACACAAGAGUACAUAGUAACAUUACACACACUAAGUACACAAGAGUACAUUGUAACAUUACACACACUAAGUACACAAGAGUACAUAGUAACAUUACACACACACUAAGUACACAAGACUACAUAGUAACAUUACACACACACAAGUACACAAGAGUACAUUGUAACUUACAAACACUAAGUAAACAAGAGUACAUAGUAAUAUUACACACACUAAGUACACAAGAGUACAUAGUAACAUUACACACACUAAGUACACAAGAGUACAUAGUAAAAUUACACACUAAGUACACAAGAGUAUAUAGUAACAUUACACACUAAGUACACAAGAGUACAUAGUAACAUUACACACACAACAAGUACACAAGAGUACAUUGUAACAUUACACACACAACAAGUACACAAGAGUACAUAGUAACAUUACACAUACACAAGUACACAAGAGUACAUAGUAACAUUACACACACACAAGUACACAAGAGUACAUUGUAACAUUACACACACACAAGUACACAAGAGUACAUAGUAACAUUACACACACAACAAGUACACAAGAGUACAUUGUAACAUUACACACACAACAAGUACACAAGAGUACAUAGUAACAUUACACAUACACAAGUACACAAGAGUACAUAGUAACAUUACACACACACAAGAGUACAUAGUAACAUUACACAUACACAAGUACACAAGAGUACAUAGUAACAUUACACACACACACACACACACUAGCUGGAUAUCAAAGUUGUGGUUCCAGUGUAAACAUUUUUGUUUGUUUUCAUGCUGUUGCUUGAGACGUUACCAUAGCAACAUUUGCUUCUACAAGGACAAGAUGUAUAGUAUAAAUACACAGUAUAUAUAUUUAGUUGACACUAAACUCUUUGAAGGAUUCCUUCAAUGCUCUU
Molecule: messenger RNA, 9526 nt
Organism: Nerophis ophidion (straightnose pipefish)
Lineage: Eukaryota; Metazoa; Chordata; Actinopteri; Syngnathiformes; Syngnathidae
Product: nck-associated protein 1
Exons: 31
Coding region: 198-3584 (1128 amino acids)
Biological process (GO): neuron projection morphogenesis; cortical actin cytoskeleton organization; cell projection assembly
Cellular component (GO): SCAR complex
Source: RefSeq, a predicted model, not a curated record